AAGGCUCUGCUUCUCCGGAGAUUUAUCCACCCAUUACUCCGCUCAAGCCCUUUGCUCUUUACCGCGAAGGAGGAGGAGGAAGCGCCGGCAAACUGACUGCGUCCCCGUCAACAAAGAUGCUGCUUCUCACCCCCGGCCAUGCACCGACGUUCUUCAACCGCAGACCCCAAAGGCGUUUCAUAAUUUUGGCCGAUUAUUUCCCUUCCUUUCUACCGAAGCAGGUAGAUAAAAUUAAAGACCCUUUUGCUCGAAAACUCGCUGCCAGAAUCGAGAGGCUGCCCGUCAAUGUUAACUUCUCAGAAAGCAGUAUAAUGAGCAGUUGUGUGAAGCCAAUUAUAGAGAGCAAGGAAAACCCAGUGACUAACAUUGUGUGAUGUGGAAUCUAAGCGCCAGCAUUUCUUUCAGUUUUGGAAGUCAUACAUCAAAAGGCCCAUGAUAUUGGUUGGACCUAGCCUUGGUGCUGCUGUUGCAAUUGAUUUUGCCGUGAACCACCCAGAAGCUGUUGAAAGUCUUGUUUUGAUUGAUGCAAGUGUAUAUGCAGAAGGUACAGGAAACUUAGCAAAGCUACCAAGAUCAGUAGCCUAUGCUGGGGUUGGUCUUCUACUCAACAAAGACUUGAUUUUUGCUGCUAUUUGUUUUCUAUUUUAGUUAUAGCUUGUUAAAUCUUUCUAGGGCAAUUCUUCCAUUGUAAGCAGGAUCGUUGUUUUUCCUUUUUUUUUUUUACCCUUUUUUUAUUUUUUUUUGUCCAUAUUGACUUCACCAAAAUGCUAGAAUUCCUGUCAAUUAUUUAUUUACCUUUAAAAUUUUUCAUUUUCUUUUGGUGAAGACAGCUAAAUGAUAUCAUUCCUUGAUACUUGUUUUGAUCCAUUUUGUUGGGGUUGGGGAUAACAUUCAGAUCCUUUUAAGUAACUUCAUCUCAUAGUCAUUGUAUCCUCAAUUGUUUCCACCUUAAUUUUGUGAACAUCUAUUCUUACUCUCGUUCUGAAUUGUCACUUAUCCAUCUCAAUAUAUCUGAAGAGCAGGGAUGAAUUCUUUUGUUCAGUGCUUAUUUAUUUAUUGACUUGGUUCUUUAUUGCUUGUUUCCUCAAUUCCUCAACAUGCUUAUGGAUGGUUGAUGCAUUUCAUUUUCAUAUGGCUGCUAAUUUGAAUAAGUUCCUCCUUUUCUUCUCCAACUGGCUUUUUCUUGGGGAGGUAGAGUGGUUUCCACUUAUACAUUGUUCUAUAACCAUAAGUUCUUCUGGAUUAGGUUGCUUUACUGAAGAGUGUUCCCCUACGCUUAUAUGUGAACUUUUUGGCCUUCAAUGGUAUAUCAUUCAACACCAGCUUAGACUGGACUAAUGUGAGUGUUUCCUUGCAAAACUGGUGCUCAUGAUAGCAAUGCAUAUCAACCAACCUUUUUUACUUUUCUUCCCAGAAAAAUUUUAAUUUCCAGCUGGAAGUAUCUAAUGCCAAAUUUGUUCUUGGAAUCCUGCUAAGAUUGGUCGCUUGCAUUGUCUAUAUCCAUGGUGGGAGGAAGCGACUGUGAAUUUUAUGAUUAGUGGUGGUUAUAAUAUCAGUCAAAAGAUUGAGCAGGUUCGUCUACUGUAACUUUUCUGUCUGCCUAAAUGAAUGAAGCAGCUAUUUCUGC
Rubroshorea leprosula is the source of this 1627-nucleotide messenger RNA. NCBI's taxonomy places the organism in Eukaryota, Viridiplantae, Streptophyta, Magnoliopsida, Malvales, Dipterocarpaceae. The record is from the annotation of a GenBank genome assembly.